AUGCCUUCGCCUCUGGCCCUGUACCGCCUCCUGCCUAGGGAGCUGUCCCCGUGGCUGGACUCUCGGCCCUGCAGCAGCCCCUCUGAGCUCCCGGGCAAGGCAGGGAAUCUCUUCCUGGGGGCCACUCCUCCCCGGGCCCCGCGGCUGCCACGCCGGCUGGCCUGGUGCGCCAUCGACUGGGAGCAGGUCCGCUUGCAGCGCAGGCUGGGGGCCGGAGGCUUUGGCUCGGUGUAUAAGGCGACGUACCGCGGGGUCCCUGUGGCCAUAAAGCAAGUGCACAGGUGCACCAAGAACCCCCGCGCGUCCCAGCGGAGCUUCUGGGCUGAGCUCCACGUCGCCCGGCUGCGUCACAGCAACAUAGUGGGCGUCGUGGCCGCCAGCACGCGGACGCCCGCGGGCUCCGAGAGUCUGGGUGCCAUCAUCAUGGAGUUUGGGGGCAACAUCACUUUGCACCAAGUCAUCUACGGCAGCGCCCGCCGCCCGGAGGGGAAGGCAGGGCAGCCUCCCCGAGGUGAAGGGAGGCCGCUGGGUCUGGGGCAGUGUCUGAAGUACUCCCUGGAUGUUGUGAGCGGCCUGCUGUUCCUUCACUCGCACAGCGUCGUGCACCUGGACCUGAAGCCCGCGAACAUUUUGAUCAGUGAGCAGGAUGUGUGUAAAAUCGGUGACUUUGGUUGCUCCGAGAACCUAGAAGAUCUGCGAUGCUUCCAGACCCCUCCUUACCUCCUAGGAGGCACGUACACCCACCAAGCCCCGGAGCUCCUCAAAGGAGAGCCCAUCACGGCCAAAGCGGACAUCUACUCCUUCGCCAUCACCCUCUGGCAAAUGACCACCCGGAGCGUGCCCUACGCCGGCGAGCGGCAGCACGUGCUCUACGCUGUAGUGGCUCACGAUCUGCGGCCAUCCCUGGCAGCGGCCGUCUUCACGGACUCUGUCCUUGGGCAAAGGCUGCAGAGGGUCAUCGAGCGCUGCUGGAGGGCCCAGGCUGCGCAGAGGCCCAGCGCGGAGCCCCUCCUGGAGGACCUGAGCUCCCUAAAAGAGCUCACUGCGGUGGACUCCCAACCUGUACCCAGAUAGCCUUCGUCUUUGUUUCUAUUUGUUUUUAAAGAAGUGGAGAUGUAGAAGAAAACAUAUUUGCAG
Messenger RNA from Chinchilla lanigera (long-tailed chinchilla), 1137 nucleotides. RefSeq names its product v-mos Moloney murine sarcoma viral oncogene homolog (gene Mos). Bases 1 to 1074 code for a protein of 357 amino acids. Lineage: Eukaryota; Metazoa; Chordata; Mammalia; Rodentia; Chinchillidae. The record is from RefSeq and is a predicted model, not a curated record. The transcript has a single exon. Gene Ontology annotation, molecular function: protein kinase activity; ATP binding. Gene Ontology annotation, biological process: protein phosphorylation.